This is a messenger RNA of Bolinopsis microptera, 1285 nucleotides long. Its product is annotated as actin, non-muscle 6.2-like. The record is from RefSeq and is a predicted model, not a curated record. The transcript has 3 exons. The coding region runs from base 77 to 1207 and encodes 376 amino acids. NCBI's taxonomy places the organism in Eukaryota, Metazoa, Ctenophora, Tentaculata, Lobata, Bolinopsidae.
GUGUGAGCUAAACUUAUUUUGUUCUCAUUCUGAGUAACCUACUGCUAAACUGUGAGGAUCAGACUCUGAUACUGAAAUGGAGGAGGACGACGUUGCUGCUCUGGUUGUCGAUAAUGGUUCAGGGGUCGUGAAAGCAGGGUUCGCUGGAGACGAUGCUCCCAGAGCCGUUUUUCCUUCGAUCGUUGGACGUCCUCGACAUCAAGGUGUAAUGGUAGGGAUGGGACAGAAGGACUCUUACGUUGGAGAUGAAGCUCAGAGCAAGAGAGGUAUUCUAACCUUGAAGUAUCCUAUAGAACACGGGAUAGUUGCCAACUGGGAUGAUAUGGAGAAGAUCUGGCACCAUACUUUCUACAACGAGCUCCGUGUUGCCCCCGAGGAACACCCCGUCCUCCUGACUGAGGCUCCUUUAAAUCCGAAGAUCAACAGAGAAAAGAUGACCCAGAUAAUGUUCGAAACGUUUAAUUGUCCCGCAAUGUACGUAGCUAUCCAGGCUGUUCUGUCCCUCUACGCUUCUGGUAGGACGACUGGCAUUGUUCUAGAUUCUGGGGACGGGGUAUCCCACACUGUUCCAAUAUACGAGGGUUACGCCCUUCCUCAUGCUGUCAUGAGACUAGAUUUAGCGGGGAGGGACCUGACGGACUACUUCAUGAAGAUACUGACUGAGAGGGGCUAUAGUUUCACUACAACUGCUGAGAGAGAAAUCGUCAGGGACAUCAAGGAAAAACUGUCGUACGUCGCGUUGGAUUACGACCAAGAAAUGCAGGCAGCUGCUCAGGCAAGCUUCUUGGAAAAGUCUUACGAGCUACCUGAUGGUCAAGUAAUCACGAUAGGAAACGAGCGAUUUAGAUGCCCAGAGACCCUUUUCAAGCCUUCAUUUAUCGGCAUGGAAAAUGUAGGAGUUCACGAGACGACCUACAAUUCGAUCAUGAAGUGCGACGUUGACAUCCGGAAGGAUCUCUACUCUAACAUAGUUCUGUCCGGUGGUACCACUAUGUUCCCGGGUAUUGCUGACAGGAUGCAAAAGGAGAUCACUGCCCUAGCUCCUCCCACCAUGAAGGUUAAAGUGAUCGCUCCUCCCGAGAGGAAGUAUUCCGUCUGGAUUGGUGGCUCAAUCCUGGCUUCCCUAUCCACUUUCCAGCAGAUGUGGAUCUCCAAGCAGGAGUAUGACGAAUCUGGACCUAACAUUGUACACAGGAAAUGCUUUUAAAUCUCAACUCCGGGAACAAUAGAUAGAACAGUUCCAUUAAUUUUGUGUAACUUUCAUUUCAGUAUUUAUUUUACAGUU